AUGCCCUGGCCUCAUCAACACAUUAUUCCAGCUCAACUCCAUCUACAACAACUUACCUAUUAUCCUAACAUCAGCUCGCCAAAAAAGGCUCAAAAUCCACCAAUAAUGGCCGCAGCAACAACAAAGCCCCUAAUACGCUUCAGCGCAGUUGUGGUGGCUUGGGCCCAUACGGUUUGCGCACUAUCCGCAUUUCUCGCCGCGUUGGUCAUUGGAUGCGUGUUACAUUACGAGAAGAUCGUCAAAAACGAGCAUUUCGGGUAUCCCGACGAGUGGUUUCCUAGUGUUUCGGCGACAAUCGGUGACAGAUAUCCAGAAAGAUCUAUUUUCCAGAUUAUUAUUGCCUUGACUGCGGGUCCGCGGUUUUUGCUGCUGUUCCUGUCCUAUCUACGUCUUUAUAGACCAACGGGAGUGACGUCAAUCGUCUCUCUGGUCACUGGAUUCAUCAGAACAGUCACAUGUGGAGGCUGGGUGUAUAUAACGUCAUCAGAUGAUCACGAUGCUCACGAUAUCUUCAUGAUCAGCUACAUCGUACUGACAAUCCCUUGGACUGUCACUGUGACUUUGCUAACGUCCGACAAGAAGCUCAGAUCAAAGCGCAAAUACACGGCUCUGGUGUUUUUCGGAAUGCUAGUUCCAUUGGUAUACUUGUUUAUCCAGCACAAGGUGCACAGAGUUGCUGGGGCAUACUCUUACUAUGCAUAUGUCGAAUGGUCGCUAAUCUUCUUAGAUAUCGGAUUUGAUGCCUGGACCAUCGUGGAUUUUAAGGACUUGGUGAUCGAAUUGCUAGGGACAGAGACUGGAAUCGAAUUCAACACCGUCACCGAAAAGCCCCUCGAAAAGCCUCAACUACUGAAACCAGCGUUCAAGCGAAACGCAGCGAAUCAGCUUUCCUAUACCGCAAUUAUUGUGAACACGAUCAACUCGUUUGUGUUCUGGUCAGUUCUGACUGCGCUGUUCGUAUGCGUCUGGUUUUUUCCAUUGUGGGAUAUGGGAAUCUCCGGGUUUGAACUGGUGGUUGCCUCCGUGUUCUCGCCAGUAUUCCUUGUCAUUCCUCAGUUUAGACACAUUCUGGGCCAGUAUCCUCAGGUCUCGCGUCUUGUAUCUGUAUGGGCCGGUAUUGGCUCGUAUAUGGUUGCUGAGCCAUCCACGAGACUGUUGGUGAUUUCGCUGGGUGCGUUUGCCGGCUCCAUAUCUCUGGCCAAUGAGCUCUGGUACUUGCCCAGAGACCUCAUUCCAGGCUACUCUGCCACUUUCAUGGUUGGACUGUUACUUUCCACGAUCGCAAAGUUUGCAUUUUGGACAAACAAUCCUGUCUGGCCCAUUUUGAAUCGUGACACAGGCGGGGCCAACUUUGGUGGUCUUCUUGUGGGUACACUUGCCGCUCUUGCGACUUCGAUUCCAGAGUCUCAUCCUGAAAAACACUCCAGACCUUCCCAGUCUCUGGUGCUUUCAUCUUUGGGGUUUGCGGGUCUUCUAUUCUCGCUGCUGGCUAUGUUGACAGACUCUUCGACCAUCAUUCUUUGGGUCUGGAGUGGCUAUCCAGUUACGGGACCAAUUCCUGUUCCCCACGGCGUCCUGACCAUGCUUGCGAUGGCUGUAGGAACAUUCAUUGGUCUUUUGAAGCCGCGCCUUGUUGCUGGAUGGAAAUUCUUCUCAUUCGGUGCUGUAGGUGCAAUUGUGCUGUAUGAGUUUCACGGCUGGACAGGUUAUGCUGGAGGUUGGUGUUAUGCACUUUGGCUGAGUGCCAUUUCACCCGUGAUAUUUGGCAAUUCUGCCCGUUUCAAUCCGGGACUUGUUUUCGGAUUGGGUUUCUUCUGGUUCAUUCUCAUAGUUCUUGCCCAUGUCUGGAUUGUCGCCUACGCCUUCGUUCCAAUGGGCUGGUUGCUUCGUGAGCGCACCGACAUUGUUCUAGGAACCUCAGUGGUCAUGAUUGCUUGUGGUUUCCGCUCUGCUGAAAAGUAUGUUAUUCCGGAGAUAGAAGCCAAGUCAGAACCAAAGGAAGAGGCUAAAGCUGCUUUAUUUGCGACGUUUAUUUGGAAAAUCUUUAACGUUUUGACGGUGCUUGUCGCACUCUCGUGCAUGAUCGCAGCACAUAGAUUCCCAUUCCACAAGCCACAGCCAUACCAUCCUGAAGAAAAAUUGAUGACAUGUGGAAUCUGGACCAUUCAUUUUGGUCUCGAUAACGACAUGUGGGCCUCUGAACACAGAAUGCGUGACUUGAUCAAGGAUCUCGAGCUGGACGUUGUUGGUUUGCUGGAGUCCGACACCCAGAGAAUCUUGAUGGGAAAUAGGGACCUGACCCAGAGAAUUGGUGAGGAACUUGGGAUGUAUGUUGAUUUUGGCCCUGGUCCAAAUAAACACACCUGGGGCUGUGCUCUUCUCUCCAAGUUUCCUAUCGUGAACUCCACGCAUCAUUUGCUUCCCUCGCCAGUUGGUGAACUUGCGCCGGCGAUCCACGCUACGUUGAAUGUUUACGGCGAAUACGUCGACAUUGUGGUGUUCCACAGUGGUCAGGAAGAGGACGUGGAAGACCGCAGAUUGCAAAGUCUUGGCGUGAGGGAUAUCAUGGGAAGUACCGACAGGCCUACAGUAUUGCUGAGUUAUCUGGUCACAGAACCUUUGCAGGGCAACUACAAUACUUAUGUGAGCGAGGAGAGUGGAAUGCAUGAUAUUGACCCAAGCGAUGACGAUAGAUGGUGUGAGUACAUCCUCUACAAGAAGUUGAAGAGGACUGGAUAUGCUAGGAUCAGUAGAGGCACGAUCACUGAUACGGAGCUCCAGGUUGGAAAGUUCCAGAUUGGGAGUUCCAUCGAUGAAACCUACUCUCAGACUGAGGUUGACGAGGACAAAGUUGCCGAGGGUCUCAGGUUCCCCGCAAUAUUCCAUGGCGAGGGUGUCAGAGAGCAUCACUUCCACGUUUUCAACAGACCCAAGUAUUUUGAGUAG
Kuraishia capsulata CBS 1993 is the source of this 2946-nucleotide messenger RNA. RefSeq lists its product as uncharacterized. The transcript has a single exon. Bases 1 to 2946 code for a protein of 981 amino acids. Gene Ontology annotation, cellular component: endoplasmic reticulum. The record is from RefSeq and is a predicted model, not a curated record. Lineage: Eukaryota; Fungi; Ascomycota; Pichiomycetes; Pichiales; Pichiaceae. Gene Ontology annotation, biological process: GPI anchor biosynthetic process; fungal-type cell wall organization.